AUGGCCCAGAUUGCUUCAUCUUUGUCCGUUACCGUCUAUGUGGAAGACAUCAAUGAUCAUUCACCUAUAUUUUCUGGAGAUCCAUAUUCGGUUGCUAUUGACGAACUGACUCCAGUUGGUAUAACAAUUUUUAGAGGAAUCAGGGCGACCGACAGGGACAAGCCUAACACUCCGAAUUCGGACGUGCAGUAUGCUAUUACAUCUGGUAACGAAAAGGGAAAAUUCACCCUUGGAAGUAGCUACGUACCCUUUUUAAUUUUGAAGAAACCUUUGGACUAUGAUACAGGCGACAGAAAAUUUAGGCUCAUCGUUACAGCCACGGACAGGGGAAACCCACCAUUAAGUUCAAAUGCUGUAGUUGAAGUCACAGUAUUGGAUAGUGACGAUUUAGCUCCAAAGUUUACAAAAGGCAUUUACAGAACAAAAAUUCCAGAAUCUUUUCCAAUUUCUGGUAGAAAAGUUCAUCAAUUGAUAAAGUUCAAUCCACCAAUAUUUGCCUUUGAUCAAGAUGUGUCGAUCGACGCCCCCAUACGGUAUGACAUCCUUGCUGGAAAUGAGCGUCAUCUGUUCUACCUCGAUCAUGUCAAUGGGUCCUUAUUCCUGGAAAAGGAAAUCGAUUUGGAAUCAGAAAAGUCUCUUCCAGGAAACACCUUCGUUCUUCAAAUCCAGGCGUCGCAAAUAGAUAAUCCUUUACGGUAUGGCGUUGCUAGGGUUGAAAUAGAGAUUAUCGACCUUAACGAUAAUCUACCCGAGUUUGAACGAGAUUAUUAUAACAUCAGCAUAGUCGAAAAUUUACCUAAUGGCUUCAGUGUUAUGCAAAUAACAGCAACUGAUCAGGAUCAAGGGGAUAAUGCCGAAUUUAGUUAUGAACUGGAAGACAGGAGUAAAGCUUUUUCAUUGAACUCUAAGACAGGGUGGUUGACAGUCUCAAACCAGACACUCCUAGAUCGAGAAAAACGUUCUUCGGUACGAUUACGGGUCUUGGCAAAAGAAAAGUUGAUAAACUUGUUAACCAAUAAAAUCGGAGUUGCUUCAGUCAUAGUAGAUGUUUCUCUACUCGAUGCCAAUGACAACAAUCCAACAUUUAUACCUAGUAACAUAUAUGAAUUUGUGGUAGACAGAGAUUUAAAUGUUGGAGAGUCUGUAGGACGUGUUCACGCUAACGAUCCUGACUUGGAAGGAAACGGCCUUGUUACAUAUUCCCUUCAACAGACUGGAAACUUGAAAAUACCUUUUAGGAUUGAUGGAAAUGGAAGGAUCAUACUAACCCAAAAAUUAAGUAACCAAAAACAAUAUGUGGUGAUAGUUGAGGCUUCAGAUAAUCCUAACAAUCCUAGCGAAAAGAGAACUUCAGUAGCUGUUGUAACUAUUGAUGUUCAAUUUGCCGCACAUCCGGAAGAUUCUCCAGAUUUCAUAGGCGCUCCUUAUGAAUUUUGGGUCGGAAGUGACGUUGGUAUUGGAACAAGUGUUGGGCAAAUUCGUGUCAGUGAUUCUCACGACAAAUCUGGCGUGUCUUUCGAUCUGUUACAUAGCUAUGAAGACGGAGUCCCAUUUGCAAUCGAGGAGCAUACUGGGGCAAUAUCAGUCAUAGAGAAACUCUCCAAUUAUCCGAGAACAAUGUACAAUUUCGAAGGCGUAGCAACUUACAAAGAAGACGAAUCUAUCAUAACGAACGUUACUAUUCACGUGGUUGAUUCUGAACUGGAAAGAACAGUUCUUACCAAACACACUGGAAGCUCCCCGAUAGAAUUUCACGUGCUAGAGAACAGACCUGGUGUUUUCAUUGGAAAAAUCUUUCAACAGAACAUAACAUCGUCGUCACUUCAGUUUGUUAUCGCAAAUCAAAAAGACGUAACAGAUAAUAUCAUUGUUUCUUCUGAUGGUUCAUUGUACGCGAAACGGUCAUUGGAUAGGGAAGAACGAGACACAUAUCAUUUAACAGUGGUGGCAGAGUACAACAAAGGGGCUAUCAGUGGUACCGCAAUAUAUCAGGUAACGGUCAUCGUUGACGAUGAGAAUGAUAACGCUCCAGAAUUUGGACACGCUCAUUAUGAAGGUCUAAUAAAGGAAAACUCCCCACCUGGUACCGAAGUAGACUUGAGCUAUCUAAUAAGGGUAACUGACUCAGACAUUGGUGAAAAUGGACAAUUCUCACUCACAAUAUUAGGAGAAGGUAGCGAAAAAUUUAAAAUCGGGAAAUUUUCUGGAAGAUUGACUUUCAGUGGAACGAACUUUCUUGAUCGGGAAGAAAAGGAAAUUUACGAACUUCAAAUUUUAGCAAAAGAUAAAGGAGGUCUAUAUAGCGAAGCCAAAUUGCGAAUUACUAUCUUAGACGAAAACGACAAUCCUCCAGUCUUCACAGAAUUAUCAGUUACUCCCAAUCAAGGCAUCAAAGUGUUAAUGUUUGACAGUACUCUCCAAAAGUUAACAGCCUUAGAAGAGCAAACAGGAGUAUCUGUUACGAGCUACUAUUUUAGCAACACCUCGAAUAAGGAAUAUAAUGAGAAGGUUAUCCCAGUUCUUUUGGUUCCGGAAGAUAUUCCAGUUGGUUCAAUAAUGUUCAAAAUGCUAGCCACUGAUAAGGAUGUUGGUCUCAAUUCUGACGUGACUUACUCAAUCAUUUCUGAAACAUACAUUCCUAGUGAUAAUUAUGUUUACACUUCGUUAGAUGUUAGGCAGUACUUCACGAUUAUUCCUACCACUGGGGAGGUGACUGUUGCUCGAAAUCUGCCAGCUCAGUCUGAAUUCCGUCUGAAUAUUGCAGCAACUGAUAUCGGUGAAUUGAGGGAUAAUGUCACUGUUCAGAUUCUCAUAAACGAUGUCAAUAACCACCCUCCUGUUUUCCUGCAGUCCUGGUACAAUUUUGAUAUUGAAGAGGGACUGUAUUCUGGAAAAGUACUUGGGCAGAUUGAAGCGUCCGAUGCGGACUUCGGAAAAAACGCCAACAUCUCGUACAAAAUAGAAACAGACGAGGCGGUUUACUUCCCUUUCACCAUCGAUCGCUUUACAGGAUUAUUGACGGUACAAGGAGUUCUUGACCGGGAAGUACAAGAUAAAUAUUCUUUUGUCGUCGUUGCCGAGGAUAAUCCUGAGAAAGGGGCGAAACUGUCGAGCAAAGUAAACGUAGACGUGAACGUAUUAGACAUAAACGACAAUAGUCCGACAUUUUACGGGCACGAUCUGGAGUUAAAGGUAAAAGAUAAAAUAAGGGGCAGCGAAAAACUAUUACCAGUUUAUCACGCGUACGCAGCUGAAGAUAAUCCUGUCGGUACACCUGUUGUUAAAGUGUUUGCGAACGAUUCGGACUUUAGUGGAAACGGAAACGGUCUGAUAUUGUUUAGAAUCCCGUACGAGUCAGGAAAACAAAAUUUCUUCUCCAUUGAUUCCAAGGAAGGUAUCAUUACCAUUAUGUCCAAACUGGAUUACGAAAAACAGAAGCAACAUAAUGUUACCGUGAUUGCGUCGGAUUUGGGAUCUCCCAGUUUAAGUUCGACAGCUCUGGUGAUGGUAAAUGUGGUCGAUGUACCGGAAAACGUUACGACCAUUGUUGAGCCACUGUUUGUUCACAAAUAUUAUGAAGUAGAAAUUGAAGAGAAUGUGCCUGUGCCACUACAAGUACUAACGAUUAAUGUGACGGAUCAUUAUAGACAAAAGAAGUUACGGUUCAGUUUAGUGGACAAUGGUGAUGAAGAAAUCAGGAAGAUGUACAAAGUGGAGUCGAGGAAUGGAACUUUGUACAUAAUACGUAGCCCAGAUAGGGAAAGAAGGGACUUGUACAAUCUUGGGGUGAAGGUUGACGAAUAUAGGGUGGGAAGGGACAUGACCGUUAUGGUGUACCCCAUCACUGAUGAUAAGUUGGGGAAUCUAAAUAAUGAAGUUAAGAUAGUCAUCAGAAUAACAGACGUUAAUGAUAAUCCACCAGCAUUUGCAACAACUGGAGGGCCAAUUAUAGCUGCUAUUCCUGCAACAGCAAGCUACGGGCAUCCUGUUUUAAAACUACAAGCUACCGACCAAGACUUGGGAAUAAAUGGCGAAAUCCGUUAUCAAAUUUUGAGUAAACCAGAGGAAAAGUUCAAACGUUUCGCUAUUGAUCCUGUAAGUGGUCAAAUAAAGACACUUGCAAGUUUCGAAUCGGAUUCGGGAAAAGUGUUUGGAUUCGAUGUUAAGGCAAUGGAUAGACGUGGGGCAGAUGAUGGGAAGUCCUCUAUUGCCAAUGUUUUCGUGUAUAUUUUAGACGAACAACAGCAACUGGUUAUGGUUCUUAACAAGAAACCCAUGGAAAUAGAAAAGGACAUGGAAAGCAUAACCAGGGCAUUGUACAAUAUUACGGGGUACGACGUGAGGGUGAGAAAAUUGGAGCCGCAUAUUGAAAAGAAAUACGUCGAUAACAGCGUCACUGAUAUGUACCUAUACGCAGUUGACCCUUCGCUCAAUGUUGUUGUCGACAUGGAAAAACUAAAAAGGGUCAUCCAUGAAAGGCAACAUGAUAUAGAAGAACAUUUAGGUAACAAUUCGAUUUUGGCUCUAACCAGCAGUACUUCCGUGCAAGAACGAGCCAAGCAGAGCACCCUGUUGUCAAGAUCCGAAAUCAUAGUCGUUAUAUUGGCAUGCCUUAUAUUUUUAGGUGCCUUUAUUACGGCCCUAUGUCUUCUCUGUCCUCGUAAGCCCAGCAAAAGGGAAAUUGCUAACAGUUAUUUCCAUGCCCCUCCAUCGAGUUAUAAUAUGGCGAUGAGUGGCUUGUCUAAAUCUUCCCUGUUUCCGACAUCAUUCGAAGAAGGUCUACAGUACACUGGUCGAGAAGAUCGUCCAGAUCAUUUUCUUCCAGUUCCGUUUCCUGGUAAAGUCGGAACUGCAUGUACGAGGUACACGGGCAGAAAUAAGCCACACUACAGGGACAGAUCCAAAAGUACGGGGGGGUUAGAGACUUCGGUCACUUCCCUUCAUUCCAGCUGCCAUGAUUCCGGAAUUGUGGACGCGGGGGUUCAUUGCGCUUGCAGUCAUUCCACUAGUCGAUGUUCAGAAGAUAGUAGUAGCAAUUACGAAGACUCUUUAAAUUCGACGCCACGUAUAAGACACCAAAUGAAGCAGCACCAGGUGCCCCCUUUUAAUCGGAAACAUCGCCAUAAAAGGUUCCGAAAUAGGUCCCUGUCGGACGGCAUGAUGUCUCCGACGUCCAUGACAACAUUUCACAGUCCCUUGUGUAAUCGCACCUUGAAUCCGGUCUACCUUCCUGGCCAUAAUAGCAGUUUUCGACGAUCGACUGACCAUUUAGUGAUGAGUUCUCCAGUGGGACCAUGACAUUUUGUAUUUUUAUAAUGAAACCUUUUGUAAUAUACACAUACAUUAAUAUACAUAAGUAAUUACAUUCAUAUACACAUACCUACCACAUACAUAAGUACAUAAGUAACAAAAUGUGCUCAGACAAUAUGCCAAAACUGUUAGUGUUACCAUAAUUGGGAUUGUUAUAUUCUUGCUACAAAAGAAAAGGAUUGUGCAAUAAACAUUUUUUUAUAAGA
This is a messenger RNA of Agrilus planipennis (emerald ash borer), 5516 nucleotides long. RefSeq names its product cadherin-89D. Bases 1 to 5298 code for a protein of 1765 amino acids. Gene Ontology annotation, biological process: homophilic cell-cell adhesion. Gene Ontology annotation, molecular function: calcium ion binding. The transcript is spliced from 18 exons. Lineage: Eukaryota; Metazoa; Arthropoda; Insecta; Coleoptera; Buprestidae. Gene Ontology annotation, cellular component: plasma membrane. The record is from RefSeq and is a predicted model, not a curated record.